Molecule: messenger RNA, 2134 nt
Organism: Cuscuta campestris
Lineage: Eukaryota; Viridiplantae; Streptophyta; Magnoliopsida; Solanales; Convolvulaceae
Source: the annotation of a GenBank genome assembly
GUCCGUCCCCAAGAAGCGGUGUAUGCAUCCGAUCCCCCAAAUUACCCAACCAAUAGAACCAUUCAAUAAUUUUGCACCCGGAGCGGAGCGAACGCUCCAAACGGCGCGUUAAUCUCACACAAAUGUCCACUGUUAAGGAACAAAUCGCCGGCGGCGAGUCAACUCCCGGCGAUCCCCCUGCCAUUCCCGAUAAAAAGAAGAAAACAUUCCUAGUACUCUUCGCCUCAUUCCUCGUGGUAGCUGCGGUGGUCGGAGUUGUUUCCGUCCGGGAAAUUAAAUCCACCGGAAGCUCACUUCCUCCGGCGGCUCACGCCAUCGUGAAAUCCUCGUGCGCCAGCACGCGCUACCCUGACCUCUGCUUCUCCGCCAUCGCCAACUCCUCCGCCGCCGCCCGCAAGAAAAUCACCACCCAGAAGGACGUCAUCGCGCUGUCGAUUAACAUCACCCACACGGUGGUGGAGCACAACUACUUCGCCAUCGAGAAGAUCUUGAACUCGACGAGGAGGCGGAAACUGACGGCGCGUGAGGUAACGGCGUUACACGACUGCCUCGAGAUGGUGGAUGAGACUCUGGACGAGCUCCACAAGGCCGCCGCCGAUCUCGAAAAGUACCCGGCGACGGAUAAGUCGCUCCGGCUUCACGCCGACGACCUGAAAACGCUCAUCAGCUCCGCCUUGACCAACCAGGACACCUGCCUCGACGGAUUCUCCCACGAAGAUGCCGACAAGGAAGUCCGAGAUUUGCUCGUCGCCGGCCAAAACCACGUGGAGAAUAUGUGCAGCAACGCGCUGGCGAUGAUAAAGAACAUGACGGACUCCGACAUUCUUGAAGAACAGAGGAAACAGAGUAGGACGACCACCACCAGCCGGAAGCUGAAAGAGGAGGGCGGCGGCGAGUGGCCGGAGUGGAUGCCGGCGGGGACGAGAAGGCUGCUGCAGUCCCCGACCGUGGAGGCGGACGUCGUGGUGGCGGCGGACGGAAGCGGGAACUACACAACGGUGACGGAGGCGGUGGCGAACGCGCCGGAGAAGAGCAGCAAAAGGUACGUGAUAAAGAUAAAGGCAGGGGUGUAUAGGGAAAACGUGGAGGUGCCGAAGAAGAAGACGAACAUAAUGUUCUUGGGAGAGGGGAGAACCAACACCAUUAUCACCGGAAAUCGCAAUGUCGUCGACGGCACCACCACCUUCCACUCCGCCACCGUCGCUGCAGUCGGUCCGGGAUUCUUGGCGCGAGACAUAACAUUCCAGAACACGGCCGGGCAGGAGAAGCACCAGGCGGUGGCGCUCCGGGUGGGCUCCGAUCUGUCGGCGUUCUAUCGAUGCGACAUCCUCGCGUACCAAGACACGCUCUACGUCCACUCCAACCGUCACUUCUUCGUCGAAUGCCUCAUCGCCGGCACGGUGGAUUUCAUCUUCGGGAACGGGGCGGCGGUGUUCCAGGACUGCGACAUCCACGCCCGCCGGCCCAGUCCCGGCCAGAAGAACAUGAUCACCGCCCAGGGGCGAAAGGACCCGGGUCAGAACACCGGAAUUGUGAUCCAGAACAGCCGAAUCGGGGCGACUUCAGAUCUGAAGCCCGUUCAGGCGAAUUUCCCGACGUACCUCGGCCGGCCAUGGAAGGAAUUCUCCCGGACUGUGAUUAUGCAGAGCUCGAUCAGCGACGUCAUCCACCCGGCGGGCUGGCACGAAUGGGCCGGAGAUUUUGCGCUCGGAACGUUAGUCUACGGCGAGUAUGCCAACACCGGUGACGGAGCUAAUACGGCGGGGAGAGUCAAUUGGAAAGGGUACAAGGUGAUUACGAACGCCAGUGAGGCGGAGGAGUACGCGGCGGAGUCGUUCAUCGCCGGCGGCAUGUGGUUGAAUGGGACCGGGUUUCCUUACACUUUGGGCCUCAAAGCAUGACCCGGCCUUUUAGGUGCUUGAUUUGAUCUGCGUAAUUUUAAUGGGCUUGAUUUGGGUCAGCCCUGUCCAUGGGCUUGAGGCCGAGUAUUAUUUUGUUUUCUUUAUGUGUAAUAUAAUAAUUCCACUAAUAGUACUCUAUUUGUUUGAGAUAUGAUAUGUAAAAGUCCCAUUCAUAUGCUACUCUUUGUUUAAUUGUUUUUUUCUAAUGAACCUAACAAAAAAAUGUAUGGGAA